AAUUUAACCUCGUCGCGGAGCCUGGAAAUAUAAAUAUCAUCUAUUUAACGUAUGGAUGAGCACAAGGAGAACAUCCAUGGAAAGGACGUCAAUGUAAAGAUGCCCAACUCAAAAGAAGAUGAAAAGGCAAAGCCCUGCAGCAGGAUAUGUCCCGCCGGAGAACCCGCUCCUCAGGUGUCCCCGUCUCAGUCCAACAGCGACUUCAGUCACCCGGUGUACAAAGAGAUCGCUCUGGCCAACGGACACAUCAACCGCAUGUCCAAGGACGAGCUCCGGAUCAAGCUGUCGGAGCUGAAGCUUGACACGAGAGGUGUGAAGGAUGUGAUGAAGAAGAGGCUGAAGAGUCACUACAAGAAGCAGAAGCUGAUGCAGACCGCCGCUGAGGGAGGACCCACCGACACCUACUACGACUACAUCUGCGUGGUGGACUUUGAGGCCACUUGUGAGGAGGAUAACCCGUCGGACUUCCUCCAUGAAAUCAUUGAAUUCCCCAUGGUUCUCAUCAGCACACACACCUUAGAGAUUGUGGAUACUUUUCAGGAAUACGUGAAACCAGAACUGAACCCGCAGCUUUCAGACUUCUGUGUGAAGUUAACAGGAAUAACACAGAAAAUGGUCGAUGAAGCAGAUCCAUUCCCAGAAGUCCUGCAGAGAGUUGUGGUUUGGCUCCAGGAGAGAGAGCUCGGGACAAAGUAUAAAUACGCCAUCCUGACCGACGGGGCUUGGGAUAUGAGCAAGUUCCUCAACAUCCAGUGUCGUGUCAGCCGGAUCCGAUAUCCUCAGUUUGCAAAGAAAUGGAUAAACAUUCGGAAAUCAUACGGCAACUUCUACAAGGUCCCUCGCACACAGACGAAGCUGAGCACCAUGCUGGAGAAGUUGGGCCUGAAGUACGAAGGUCGCCCUCACUCCGGCCUGGACGACUCGCGCAACAUCGCCCGGAUAGCUCUGCGCAUGCUGCAGGACGGGUGCCAGCUGCGCGUCAACGAGCGCAUGCACGCCGGCCAGCUGCUGUCCGUUCCCAGCUCCGCUCCUGUGGAAGGAGCCCCGCCUCCUCAUAACCCCCGCAGCAAGGACUAAGACACGCAAACCGAGGCUCGCUCCUAUGUCGACUCUUCACCCUUCAUGAGUUAAAAAUCCAAAGCACUUUUACAGUCUGACUGUAACGUUGUCCAUUUGUGUUUUGGAGCUGUAGUUGAUGAAGGUUUUCUUUUGUUUUUGAGGUAAUAAACAGGGACGAUAUUUAGAUUUAAGAUUGUGCCAGUCUUUGACCUCAUGUGUGGGUUUCCUCCGCGCUCCGCGACGACUCCAUAUGUUGCUAUUUUCACACCAGAUGUCUGACCAGAGAUCAUUCCAGCGUGUUUUAAACUUCAAGCUUCAGUGAUGUAAAAACCUGCCUCACCCUGCCUUAUUGAGCUGCCAAACAUUCAUGAAGCAAUGUAGUUCAAAUGUCCUAAAGUGGCGUCAUCCUUCAGUGAAAUUUAUCCGAUUCCAGCAUCUCAAAUGUUUUCUAUUCUAGUAAACUGAAUAUUUUUGGAGUUUUGGGCUGUUAAUCCAAGAAAAGGGAGCUCAAAGAGUCAUUGACAUUUUUCACCAUUUUCAGACGUUAUCGUUAUUAGUUAGUUGCAUCCUAUGUCAGGUUUCCUCCCAAAAAUACAACCCUGAGAUGUUAAAAAUGGAAAAAUAAAAAUCAUCUGCAGCUUCAGAUUUAAAAAAAAAGAAAAAAAAAAGUCAGUGUUGGCCUUCAAAACUUCAUAUAUGUCUAAUUGUGCUCGUAGUAUAGAUAAUAAACACAAGACUUCACAAACGAUGCUGCUAAUUGCUCUGCUGUAUGAUGUCAGAGCAGUGUCAUCACACCGUUUGCCACUUUUACCGAGCGUGUGUGUGUGCGUGUGUGGUGAAGGUCUGGAAACAGUCCUGUAGAAAUUUUGAUUGUCUGUAUUUUCUCAGACUGAGAUUCAUUGAGCGCCCAUGAUUCAAAUAAAAUAAAAUAAAAUAAAGCCCUUUUCAUUAGUAUAUAAAAGAUACAAUUUAACUGCAGUUUAUUAAUAAAAUCUUUUAAUGAAUGAACUCUGUAAAAUGUGUUUUAUUGUAAACCUGUGUUUGUGGGAUUUCUGUGAUUAUUUUGUAUGGGGUUUUUAAUUUCAUGGAGCUCUGAUCUAUUUUAACAGGAAUAAAUAUUCUUCCGAA
This is a messenger RNA of Scomber scombrus (Atlantic mackerel), 2187 nucleotides long. RefSeq names its product exoribonuclease 1 (gene eri1). The record is from RefSeq and is a predicted model, not a curated record. Gene Ontology annotation, cellular component: nucleolus; cytoplasm. Gene Ontology annotation, molecular function: 3'-5'-RNA exonuclease activity; nucleic acid binding. Gene Ontology annotation, biological process: exonucleolytic trimming to generate mature 3'-end of 5.8S rRNA from tricistronic rRNA transcript (SSU-rRNA, 5.8S rRNA, LSU-rRNA). The coding region runs from base 52 to 1077 and encodes 341 amino acids. The transcript has 8 exons. NCBI's taxonomy places the organism in Eukaryota, Metazoa, Chordata, Actinopteri, Scombriformes, Scombridae.